Drosophila bipectinata is the source of this 322-nucleotide messenger RNA. RefSeq lists its product as uncharacterized. NCBI's taxonomy places the organism in Eukaryota, Metazoa, Arthropoda, Insecta, Diptera, Drosophilidae. The record is from RefSeq and is a predicted model, not a curated record.
ACGUAAACAGGAAAACAGUCGGCAAACAAAAGUCGAACGGCGAGGAAGUACAGAAAAAUGCUGUUGAAAUCAAUAUUUGUGACAAUAUUGGCCAUUAUUUUGGUCUGCUGGCUGGGACACGUCACCUGCCAGGCUGACGCAGAAACAAUCGAAUUUGAAAUUGGACAAGCUGGCAAUGAUGAGCCUUCGAAAAAUGAGUUUCCAGUGUGGGAUGAUGCCCAAGGAGAAUGGACCGGCGUUGGGGAUAAUUUUAGCUAAGACUUAAACUUUGUUUAAGCAUUUUAAUGGGUUUAAAAAAUUAAUAAAAUUUAUUUGAAAACUA